AUGCAGUUCAAACCUGAACGUUGGAUCGACCCCAACUGUACCGAUGUGAAGGAAGCCAGUCAGCCGUUUUCACUAGGCCUACGCGCCUGUGUUGGUCGUAACUUCGCAUUCGUGGAGAUGUCGUCCAUCCUGGCGAAGGUCCUCUAUACCUAUGACCUGGAGCUCGUGGACCAGAAUCUGGACUGGGAAAACGAUUCGCAUUGCCAUAUCAUGUGGUGGAAGGCCCCAGUUCAUGUAGUUUUUCGCCCUAGGCUUAGCAAGGGCUCGCAGUAG
Molecule: messenger RNA, 273 nt
Organism: Aspergillus alliaceus
Lineage: Eukaryota; Fungi; Ascomycota; Eurotiomycetes; Eurotiales; Aspergillaceae
Product: cytochrome P450
Exons: 2
Coding region: 1-273 (90 amino acids)
Molecular function (GO): heme binding; oxidoreductase activity, acting on paired donors, with incorporation or reduction of molecular oxygen; monooxygenase activity
Source: RefSeq, a predicted model, not a curated record